Rhea pennata is the source of this 3006-nucleotide messenger RNA. It is a transcript of the gene POMK, whose product is annotated as protein O-mannose kinase. Lineage: Eukaryota; Metazoa; Chordata; Aves; Rheiformes; Rheidae. Bases 280 to 1374 code for a protein of 364 amino acids. The transcript has 2 exons. Gene Ontology annotation, cellular component: endoplasmic reticulum membrane. Gene Ontology annotation, molecular function: carbohydrate kinase activity; protein kinase activity; ATP binding. The record is from RefSeq and is a predicted model, not a curated record. Gene Ontology annotation, biological process: carbohydrate phosphorylation; protein phosphorylation; protein O-linked glycosylation.
CCGCUGCUCCAGGCCCCGCUGCUCCGGGCCCCACUGCUCUGGGGUCCCACUGCUCUGAGACCCACUGAUCUGAGGCCCACUGCUCUGGGGCCCAGUGCUCAGGGCCCCACUGCUCUGAGGCCCGCUGCUCGGGAGCCUGUGGGUGGGUCUCGAGGCAGCUGCCAGGCCCCUGAGCUGCCCUUUGUGGUGGGGAGCACCUCAUCUCUGUGGGCUACAGGCCCUGGCACCACCUGGAGACGGAAAGCCCCGCGGACCACUGCGCCCAGGCUUCUCCUGCUGAUGCCAGUGGCCUGCCUGUCUUUCCCAUGGCAUGUAGGAGGCCGGGCCAUGGCAAAGAAAUCACCCCUCAUUCAAAGAGAGUCUCCUCAAAGGGAGGUCCUUGCAGCCUUGCUGGUGCUGCUCUCCGUGACUGUCCUCCUCUAUCUCUACCUCCACAAUUUUUACGGUGCUUCUGGACGCGCCAAUACAGACCCCAGCCUCUGCCCUUUUGGGUACUUCAGGUUAGGCCCAGUGAAGAAUUGCUCCCCAUGGCUGUCCUGUGAAGCCAUAAAGAAAGAAGUAAGGAAACUCAAAUGCAUUGGUGAGGGAGCUGUGAAAAAGGUCUUUCUUUCGGAGUGGAAGGAAAACAAAGUGGUCCUUUCACAACUCACCAACCCAGAGCUGCAGGAGGACUUUCUCUAUGGACUGAAGAUGCUGAAAGCACUGCAGAGUAAAUAUGUUGUCCGGCUUCUUGGCUACUGUGAGCAGCAGUUCACAAUCCUCACAGAGUACCAUCCUCUAGGCUCCCUGAAGGGCCUGAACGAAACUCUGCACAUGCCCAAGUACAAAGGCUUGAACACCUGGCAUCGGAGGUUCAUGCUUGCUAUAGACUAUGUGAGCAUCAUUCAUUUUCUGCACAGCAGUCCCUUGGGCACCUUUGUAAUGUGCGACUCCAAUGACCUGGACAAGGUGCUCUCGCAGUAUCUCCUCACAAGUGACUUUCACAUCCUGGUGAAUGAUUUGGACGCUCUGCCGCUUGUGAACAGGAGUGCCGGCAUCCUGGUGAAGUGUGGCCAUCGGAAGAUCCAGGGGGAGUUUGUAGCACCUGAACAGCGUUGGCCCCAUGGAGAAGAGGUGCCAUUUGAUGAUGACCUCAUGCCCCCCUAUGAUGAGAAAACAGACAUAUGGAAAAUCCCUAAGGUCACCAAUUUUUUCUUGGGCCAUGUAGAAGGGAGUGACAUUGUGCGACUGCAUUUGUUUGACAUCCAUGCAGCAUGUAAGAAGAAGGAGCCAGCUGAAAGGCCUUCUGCCCAAGAGGUCUUAGAUACCUACAGGAAAGUUUUGACUCUGCUUAUUCAGGAGGCUGCCAUGCCUGGCACUAAGGAAAUGUUGUAGUAAAUCAUGGGACAUACACUGGACUGAAGUUGGUGUCCUUUCUAUUUAUUUAGCUUGCCUGAAGACUAUACUAGAGCAAAAUCUCUAUUCCCACAAACUGGAAGGAUAAGAACCAGCAAACUUGUAGUUUUAUCUUUUGAUCAAAAAAAAUUCCACCCAACUUCGGGAGUUGUGUGAGUUUUCCAUUGGCACGUUUUAUCUACCAUUGGAAGAGGAGGAGGAGGAAGAGAAAUGAAGUGUGGGUGUGCUGGGAAGAAUGUUUUCCUCAAAACCCAGAAAUUUUCUUUUAAAAGUUAUGUAAACAUUUUUUUUCUUAGAAAAAGUCCAUUUUUAUUGGGAACUUGAAAGCAAAAAGCAACAUUGGCCCACUUGAAGUGACUGGCAGAGGACUGGAGAGCAGAUUGACCCAAGCCAUACGGAGUGCCCCUGAUUUCAGCAGCUGCCCUCUCAAAAAGAAGGUCUGUGUCAUAUCACCUAACCACACAGUCCUCACUCACCUCCCCAGGCAGACAAAGCAGAAGUCAGUCAGAAAGGAGUAUUUCAGGUCGCCUCAGAUUUUGGUGAGCAGUGACUCCCCGGGACUAGGUCUUUGAAAGACCUAAGGGCCUGCCUGAGAAAACUUUCAUGCUGAUCUUGACUAGAGUGGUAAUUUGUAAGCAGAGAAGAAGUACACUGUUCUUUCUGCUGAGGAUUUUGUGCUGGUGUUGCCCUUCAUCCAGAAAAGUCACAUUAAGACUGAGAAUGUGCUGCCAAUUUUUAUAUACUACGUUCAAAUGCAUGCGUAUUCUAUUGCUACUAAAAUUUUAUUACAAAUGGGAAAGCUUUCCUGCAAAUGACUAAAUAUAUACUUGAUUCCAUAGCACACCAGCAGGAAUGCUUUAAAAGUUGCUCAUUAUAGCUUUCCUUUCCUGCAACCAUUUUAUUUUCUUAAAUUAGCUGAUUUUGCCAUUGCCGAGUUGUGUGGUCCUAACUAGCAGACCUCUUCCUAGCAGCCCUUCUGCUCAGGUUUUCAGGAAGCAAGGCCAGAAGUCAGGGUCUCAAAAGAGACUAGUGAUUUGGGAUGCUUCAUGUUUGAUUGGACUUUGACUCCAACCACCUUAAAGAAUCUUGAUGAAAUGUACUUUGUUUGCCCCAAUUAUUAAUAGGGUUAAUCAGAGUUCUGCCAUUCCAGCAUGAAUCCAAGCUGUGUAACAGCUACAAAAGUACUUGAUUAUAGCUCCUCAAAGGCAGGGAUCAAGCUUUGAAGGCUAAGAGUCAGAUUCUUUGCACGUACCCCCAGCAGCAUCUUAUGACAUCUUGUUAGCCAUUAUGUAUAUUUGAAAGAAAUAUCAGCAUCUGGUGGCUGUGAAGUACGCAAAGCAUUUGCCUUUUAUGAGAGUAGCAAGGACAAAAAGACCCUACCAAGCUUCUUAAGCUGGUUGCUUGGUUAGGACAAGCUUCUGCUUGGAUUCUUGCUCGGUUGUGUACUAUUGCCCCUUGCAAGCAUCCAUAUCAAUUUCACAAAGCAAAGAAUAAAUGGGGACAUACUAUGUUUCUGAGCAAUUGUCUUGCGUUGGAGAUGUCUCUGUUCCCAGGCGAAAUAGAUACAAAUUAAAAAGAUGAUGUUUCAUUAAACAUUCACCUUAAGCUUUG